Habropoda laboriosa is the source of this 1078-nucleotide messenger RNA. RefSeq names its product clavesin-2-like. The coding region runs from base 68 to 1078 and encodes 336 amino acids. Gene Ontology annotation, molecular function: phosphatidylinositol bisphosphate binding. The transcript is spliced from 7 exons. The record is from RefSeq and is a predicted model, not a curated record. Gene Ontology annotation, cellular component: membrane. NCBI's taxonomy places the organism in Eukaryota, Metazoa, Arthropoda, Insecta, Hymenoptera, Apidae.
CUCCAAGUGUUCACCUGCGCGACUACGAAACUGUCUACCUUUUUUCGAGGGAAACUGAAAUAUCAGGAUGGGCGCUAUCGAGUGGGUAACCGAGGAAGACAACUACGAAUCUCCUCUUUCGGCGGAAACGCAGAAACUUGCCAAGGAGGAGCUCAGGGAAGAUAAAAAUACCAGAGACCAAGCACUCGAGCAGAUGCGUAAUUGGAUAAAGAUGAAUCCGCGUAUUCAGAAUUGUCGUCUCGAUGGAAAAUUUUUGCUGAGGUUCUUGAGAUGCAAAAAGUUCAACGUUCCAAUGGCGGAAGAGGCGAUCGAAAGAUAUCUGCUGCUUCGUCAAGUUUACCAUCCCGCUUUUCAUAAUUUAGACAUGAUGGAUCCAACGAUAGAAGAGUUGCUGUCUCUGGGAUAUCUGUUCGCUGUACCCGGACGUGACAAUAAAGGUCGCCGUGUUAUAAUUGCCAGACCAGGUGUUUUCGAUCCCCAUAAGUAUACGAACGCCGACAUGUGUAGAAUUCACGCGAUCACUUAUGAAAGCUUGAUGGAAGACGAGGAGAGUCAAGUACGGGGUUUCGUGCAUUUUGCCGACGGAGCUGGUGUCAGUUUUCCGCAUCUGACCCUCUUCACGCCCAAGGAAGCUGUCCGUAUCGUAAAGAAUGGCGAGCGAACAAUACCGAUGCGACACAAAGAGGUUCACGCGAUUAAUACGCAUCCUUCUUUGAAAUUUGCUCUUGAUUUCGGUAUGUCGUUGAUUUCCGAGAAGAUAAAGAAACGUGUGAAAAUUUACACCAGUCUCGAAGAGGCCGUCAAUCAAAAAAUAGAUACGAGCGUGUUGCCUAAGGAGUACGGCGGGACGAUGCCUAUGAAAGAAAUGAUCGCGCUGUGGCGAAAGGAAAUGCUGGAAACAAGACCGACAUUGUUGUGUCACGAUAAGAUGAGAGUGUGCUUGGAAUUGUACUCCGAGAAAGCCCGGGAAGGCGCGGUGUCGGCUUUGAAACAGGGCUUCGGCUGCUCCGAUAUCGGCUCCAGUGAUUCCACCAUGUACGGUAUUACUGGCUCUUUCCGAAAACUCGAGGUGGACUGA